UCACCACAAAACCCUAACCGAGCCACAAAGAAGAAGAAGAAGAAGAUCGAGCAAAAAUGGUGUCUGGUUCAGGUAUCUGCGCAAAGAGGGUGGUGAUCGAUGCAAGGCACCACAUGCUAGGUAGACUUGCCUCCAUCGUUGCAAAGGAGCUUCUGAAUGGUCAGAAGGUUGUUCUUGUUAGAUGUGAAGAGAUUUGUGCUUCUGGUGGUCUUGUUAGGCAGAAGAUGAAGUAUAUGAGAUUUCUUAGGAAGAGGAUGAACACCAAACCUUCUCAUGGUCCUAUUCAUUUUAGGGCUCCCAGUAAGAUCUUUUGGCGUACUGUUCGUGGAAUGAUUCCACACAAGACCAAGCGUGGGGAGGCGGCACUUGCCAGGAUGAAGGUGUAUGAGGGUAUUCCACCUCCAUAUGACAAAAUUAAGAGGAUGGUUGUUCCUGAUGCUCUUAAGGUGUUGAGGCUUCAAAAGGGGCACAAAUACUGCUCCCUUGGACAAUUAUCCGCAGAGGUUGGAUGGAACUACGCCGGCACCAUCAAGGAGCUGGAGACAAAGAGGAAGGAAAGGGCUUUUGCUGCUUAUGAGAAAAAGAAGCAAAUCAACAAAUUGAGGGCUAAAGCAGAGAAGAUCGUAGACGAGAAGCUUGCACCCCAACUUGAAAUUCUUGCUCCCGUUAAGUACUGAGUAGUAUUUGUUAGCUUUUAAAGUGUUGCUUUUGAAGCUUUAUCAAAUCGAAUUCCAUUUCAGUUUUGGUCCUUUUUUUUUUUGUUGGUACUCUAGAAAUGACAAUCUUGGAAUUAUUAUGUCAUUCUAAAUUACUUUUUGAUAGUGUGUUGGCUCUUUGGUGUAACGUCUUAUAUUUGGAUUUGUUUGUGGUAAUACCAUACUAUGAAUCUUUGUGUUAUUUUUCGAUUGA
Molecule: messenger RNA, 909 nt
Organism: Medicago truncatula (barrel medic)
Lineage: Eukaryota; Viridiplantae; Streptophyta; Magnoliopsida; Fabales; Fabaceae
Product: 60S ribosomal protein L13a-4
Exons: 4
Coding region: 57-677 (206 amino acids)
Biological process (GO): translation; negative regulation of translation
Cellular component (GO): cytosolic large ribosomal subunit; ribosome
Molecular function (GO): mRNA binding; structural constituent of ribosome
Source: RefSeq, a predicted model, not a curated record